Setaria italica (foxtail millet) is the source of this 2063-nucleotide messenger RNA. RefSeq names its product protein SIP5. The coding region runs from base 410 to 1654 and encodes 414 amino acids. The transcript is spliced from 8 exons. Lineage: Eukaryota; Viridiplantae; Streptophyta; Magnoliopsida; Poales; Poaceae. Gene Ontology annotation, cellular component: cytoplasm. The record is from RefSeq and is a predicted model, not a curated record.
GUCUCCGGCAGGUGACGGCGACACGGGCGGACGCAGCGAGCGCGAUAGAUAGGUUGAUGAGUAGAGAGAGAGAAGCGAUUUUUUUUUUCCCUUUCCAAGUUUCCAUUUCGUCCCGUCUCUCAGCUCGGCCGAGAGGGAGAGAGGGAGGGCAAAUCUUCUCCCGUGUCGCGUUGCCCCCCUUUGCUUGUGCUCCGCCUGCCCCUCCGUCGCUGGCGCUGGCUCGCGGCGACGCGUCGGCCUCCCGCGGGAGAGCGGGUAAGCGGGGGGCGGGUGGUUGCGGCGGUGGUUGAAGUUUAGUAGAGGAGGAGAGUAGAGAGAGGGGGGAAGGCGGCGGGCCGCGGGUUGGAGGAGGGAGGGAGGGAGCCGGGUCGGGUCAGUGGAGUGCAGUCAGCGCCCGCGGGCCGGCGGGAUGGGGAACCGGGUCGGCGGGAGGAGGCGGCGGCCGGCGGUGGAGGAGCGGUACACGCGGCCGCAGGGGCUGUACCCGCACCCGGACAUCGACCUCAGGAAGCUGCGCCGCCUCAUCCUCGAGGCCAAGCUCGCGCCCUGCCACCCGGGCGCCGACGACCCGCGCGCCGACCUCGACGAGUGCCCCAUCUGCUUCCUGUUCUACCCCAGCCUCAACCGCUCCAAGUGCUGCGCCAAGGGGAUUUGCACGGAGUGCUUCCUCCAGAUGAAGUCGCCCACCUCGUGCCGGCCGACACAAUGCCCGUACUGCAAAACACUGAAUUACGCAGUGGAGUACCGCGGCGUGAAGACCAAGGAGGAGAAGGGCAUAGAGCAGCUUGAGGAGCAGAGGGUGAUCGAGGCGCAGAUCAGGAUGCGGCAGCAGGAGCUCCAGGAAGACGCGGAGCGGAUGAAGAACAAGCAGACUGCUGCUUCCACUGACUCAGUUGCAACCGCACAAGUUGAAAGUUGCGAUGCUGAUGGCACAUCUACAACGGUUGCAAGCAGUGAGCAAGGCAAUGAUGCUGUCUCGUCCCAAGUUCAGCACUCGGAGUUGCUAUUGAGGAAUUCUGAAGCCUUCAAACAGAUGCGAGGCAAUAAUUUUGAUAUGGAUCUUGAAGAAGUUAUGCUUAUGGAAGCAAUUUGGCUCUCUAUACAGGAUCAGGAAGCUUUGGGAAAUCCAGGAUGUGUUGCCACUACUCCACCAUCAAUUCAAAGGCCUUAUGAUGGUUCUAUGACAACAACGGCUGAAGCAGCUUCUUCUGGCGGAUUUGCCUGUGCAGUCGCAGCUUUAGCAGAACAACAGCAUAUACACGGAGAGUCUUCUAGCACACCAACUUGCCAGACAACAAGGUUUGACACCCUCAGCAGAUCAGACAGAUCCUAUACGGAGGAUCUGAGCAUAGUUGGGAGCAGUUCUUCAGACUCCAGGGUUGAGGAACCAUCAAGCAGCGGAACACACCGAACAGUAGAGGGUGCCGAGUCUUCUAAUGAUCAGUGGUCAGAGAUCGCCGAGGCCGGUACUAGUCAUGCUGGGUCGGAUGUUACAGCAGAGGCCAUUGCUGCCAAUUCAGCCGCCUCAGUUGGGUCUAGCAUCGCUUCUGGCAGUAUUCCUGAUAGCUUCGAGGAACAGAUGAUGCUGGCCAUGGCUCUUUCGUUGGUCGAUGCCCGUACGAGGGCAAAUUCUCCGGGGUUAGCUUGGCGGUAGCAUUUGUUAGUAGUCUCUCUCACAAUUUCACUCCCUUUAUUUAUUCUUCUCCGUUGCAUGAGUUUUGUCCCUAGAGUUCCUUUCAACCACAUAAAACACAGGAUUAGAUUGGGAACUAGUUGAACCUUGAAGAACUGGCAGUGGUAGUUGUGAAUAGUGGGGGUAAAUCUGCAAACCUGAAGCCAAAGGUUGCCUAAUUUUAUCUCUUCUUUUGUUUCUUGGGGGCAAGAAAUUGGAUUCUUUUAGGUCCAGUCAGACUUCUGCCUGCAAAAAUUGUGGCUGUUGAUGUUGCAGACAUUGUGUAAAUACGGAAAUUCACUCUCUUUGUUCAUGUUGCCGCCGGUGGGUUUCCUGAUUGCUUUGUAGAACAUCUUUUGCAUGUAGUGAAAUCAGGUAUAUUAAACUCCUA